UCCUUUACUAACUAACGGGGGUGUCCUCAAUUAGGAAUCCAUAGGAUUUUAAAAGAUUUGUAGAACCCGGGUGUCCUCAACGUAGAAUCUGCGGGAGUCUAACAAAAUCUGGUUGUCCUCAACAUAUCCAUGGAUUUUAUUAGACUUGGAUUGCUAAGGAUUUCCAUGGAUUUCAAUCGUAAAAUGUAAAGGAAAGAAUACCGUCCAAAAUCUUUACACUUUUCUUCGGAUUUCAAAGGAUUUCCCGUGAGAGUCACAAGGAACUCGCUGGCAACUGAAAUCGGAAGUCUGGAUGAGAGCUCGAACAUCGUCUGCCUUCCAUCCCUUUUAUAACUGCCUUCCUUCCCUUCUAUAACAGUCUUCCUUCCCUUCUUCCACUUCCUUUCUUUCUUCGACAGCACCAACCUUAUGGCGGCGAAGCAACAUCGACAAAUCAAGCGGACAAGAUCCGUGAGUCCAAACUUCUUCUUCCUCCUCACUUCAGAUCCGCCUUCUUCAUCCUCGAUAACUAGCAGGCAAGUACUUUCCCAACCUGCUGAACGAUUGGAGGUCCGAUUUCAAUCUUUGGGUGCUCUAACUCGACCACCGUCGCAAUAGCACAGUUCGCCGGUCUGUUUCCAGCCAAAUCGGCUCAUAAAAAUGUCGAAAAGAGAACUGAUGGUGAGCUUUGUGGAGUAGCAGGUCGUGUCUGGGAAGGUGAGGUGUGGAAGCUUUGUACGCACAUCCAUUACAAAAAGGAUAAAAGAAAGCAAGCAUCUAUUGUCAAUGGAAUCUGAUAGAAUUCCACAAAAUCUGGUGGAGUCUUUCUAAUUCUUUUAAAAUCCAUGGAAUUUAAUAUCCUAAAAAAUCCUUCAAAAUCUAGGUUGGUGGAGUAAAUGUCUAAACAUCUUCCCGUUUUCCCACUUUUAAUACACUUUUUAAUCUCACAAUGUACGGAGUCCAAAGAUUCCACCUUUGCUUUUUGGACUCCUGAUAUCUCUCCACUACAAAUGGUUUUAAUGUCUGUUCGGUGAAUUCUGUUUCCGGAUUAUCAACUUUAUUAACUAACUUUUUCACCAAAUAGGUAACUUUUGAUUUCACGAAUGAUAUAUUACUUUUAUUUCACAUAAUUGACUGAAUUGGCUGAAUUGCCUGAGCUGGGGCCAGGGGCCGGGGGCCAUUUCAGGCAGAUAUGAUUACGACCGUGGUCGGCUACUAGUUGGGCGCUAGGCUAAAUGAUGAAACUUCAAACGAUUCAGUAUUUUUUCAGUUUGGUCACCCGUAUAUGAAGAUGUUGGAGAAAGUAGUGCUUGAUGGACUCAUUAGCUUGGCUUUGAUGCAACUAGUUCAAUGUAGCAAGUGUACUGUGUUUUCUAUCAUAUAUACUCUUAUGAUUCAUCUUUGGUUCUUCAAAUAAAGUACUUACAGUAGUGGGGUUAAGAGAAGAGGAAGAUAGAUAAAAUGCAAAUGAUGGGGCUAAGAGAAGAGGAAGAUAGAGAGAAAACAAAUGGGGAUACUGCAAAUUUACACUUAAUGACUUCAACUUUCAACCCCAUGAAGAAAACCAUCUUUAUUUUCGUGGCUUAUGCACAUGUCAAAUGGACUUUGAGUGUGCCUUUUGACUAAACCAAAAUCAUUAGCUACACUAAAUAUAUGAGCACUUGGACCAUCUGCGUUUACUAUGUUUGUGCCUAUGGCAAAACCAAUAAUUCCUUUUGUAAUACUUGGUGUGGUUCAUUCUUGGUGCCAAGGCAGCAACUUAGUUUGUAUUGGUUGUUGUUUACAUGUGGCUCAACGAUCAAAUUGUUCUCAAGGUAUCUACAAGUAUAUGAGGCGCAGUGUGUGGUGGAGACGUGUAGUGAUACUCAAGUGUCCUUUGUAGUUCUGCCAUUAUGUUGUAGAAGAGAAGGAGAUAAAGUGUGCACAAGUUGGAUGGAUUUAAGAUUCAAAGUCGAAGAUAAUGAAAAAAAGACGUUAAAGCUGAGAUAACAAAUACCUCAUCAAGCUUCAAAGUGAAGAAAGUCAUAGCAUUUAAGUACUAAAUGAAAGGAUUUAUGAUGUCUAGUUUUGCUUAAUGUUCCAGUAUAGUUAUAAGUGUUAUUUAGGUAGUCAUUUGUUUUAGUCAUCUAUCAUUAUAUGUAUCCGCAUGGGAAUGUUAAUUUUUUAAUUGUGUUGUUUAGUUUUGGCAUAAAGU
Cuscuta epithymum is the source of this 2173-nucleotide messenger RNA. NCBI's taxonomy places the organism in Eukaryota, Viridiplantae, Streptophyta, Magnoliopsida, Solanales, Convolvulaceae. The record is from the annotation of a GenBank genome assembly.